GAGAGCAACAGAGAGAGAGAGAGAUAUAAAGAAACAGACAGACAGAGACACACACACUCUCUGAGGGAGAAAAUAACGGGCGGCCUGACACACCUUCGAAGAAAGAAGAAAAGGAGCCAUGCCGAAAGAAAAGAAAUCCACAGAUUCUUGUGAUGAAGGAGUGGUACAAUUGAAGGAUAUUUCUGUUUGGAGUGAAGACAUGAAAAAAAUACAUCUGAAAGAAAAGCUGGAGGGCAAAGAACACAAUGAGUAUUCUCCAGUGAAGGAAGAAGCUGGUGAAGAACAUGAGGAGGUCUCUGCUCAGAAGGACUCCAAGCUGAGCGAUACUGUGUCACUGUACCGAGGUGAUAUAACAAAGCUUAAAGUUGAUGCGGUUGUGAAUGCAGCAAACAAGAGCCUGCUUGGUGGAGGUGGAGUUGACGGCUGUAUACACCGAGCUGCCGGACCCAAGUUGUUGUCAGCGUGCCGCCAGCUGAACGGCUGCAACACUGGCGAGGCCAAAAUAACACUGGGCUACGACCUUCCGGCUAAACAUGUCAUCCACACCGUGGGACCGAUAGCAAGAGGGAACUGCGAUGAACGUCUGAAACGCCAACUGAGGAACUGCUAUGAAAAUUCCCUGAUGUUGCUGGAGACUCAAGGCCUGCGAUCUAUCGCGUUUCCUUGUAUAUCUACUGGCAUCUACGGUUUCCCGCAAGAGGAUGCAGCCGAGAUUGCUGUGUCGACCAUUAAGGAAUGGCUAGCUGACAAACGAAGUCUGGUCGAUCGUAUUAUCUUCUGCGUUUUCUUGGAGAGCGACCUUAAGAUCUACAAGGAGAAAAUGCUUCAUCUUUUUCCCACAGAUGAUGAAGAUCUAAAUGCAAACUCCCCUUCUUCAAAGAAGUACGGAAAUAAAGAAUUGGUGGAAAAGAAUGAUGAUAAGAUUGAAGCCUCAACAGACGGGAGCACUGAUGCCGAAGUGAAAAAUUCUCCAAAAAAAACAGAUGAGAAAUCUGACUCGCCCUCACCUCUAGUUAGUCAUGAUGAUGAAUCCAAGCUACAAGAUGUCUACAUGGACAGCCAGCUUGAAGAUAAACAAGAAGACAAUGUAAUGCUUAGCCAACCUUGCACCCAGAUAGAGGAAAUCGAGAUGGGAAACUCCCAAGAACAGACAGAGGAAGAAGACAAGGAUAAUACUGACCGUAUACCCUAUAUCGAUGAAUGUGAAGAAGAAAGUGGACAAUGAAGACUAUGUGUGACUAAGGGAAGACCCAUUGGUGUCUUUGAAGACAAGCUGUACCACUUUAGACCUCCAAGAAGGCAAAUGGUACAAUUUUGUGCUGGAGUUUAGGUAGCCACUUAAUUCAGUUUUGUGUAAAAAAUUCUGAGUUGCAUUCUGUUUUGUAAUUGUGUUAUUGAAGGGAAUAUUUUGGCCUGAGGACGUGCUUCUAAAUCAUAUUUUGACUGGCUGGAGCUGUUGUUUUAUGGGUCAAUAGAGCUUUGAUCUUCACACCAGAUGAGUGAGGUGUUCACCUUUGUCACACCGGGAAUAUUACGCUUCCGACUAUUCACAAAAUAAAGAACGGACACGACUAACAUCGCAAGUUCGCGGAUGGGAUUGGAGCUUGCAAUGACUUUGUAAAUGUUCACACAGUAUCAAUCUAUUGAUGUUCCGCUAUCAACACUGACCUGAGUAUGGAUGAUAGGAAUAUCACAAUCUUUGAGGCAAUUCAAA
Molecule: messenger RNA, 1714 nt
Organism: Amblyraja radiata (thorny skate)
Lineage: Eukaryota; Metazoa; Chordata; Chondrichthyes; Rajiformes; Rajidae
Product: ADP-ribose glycohydrolase MACROD1
Exons: 17
Coding region: 119-1225 (368 amino acids)
Biological process (GO): purine nucleoside metabolic process; peptidyl-glutamate ADP-deribosylation; DNA damage response
Cellular component (GO): nucleoplasm
Molecular function (GO): ADP-ribosylglutamate-[protein] hydrolase activity
Source: RefSeq, a predicted model, not a curated record